Macrosiphum euphorbiae (potato aphid) is the source of this 399-nucleotide messenger RNA. The record is from the annotation of a GenBank genome assembly. Lineage: Eukaryota; Metazoa; Arthropoda; Insecta; Hemiptera; Aphididae.
AUGCCUCCGAGCGUCCAUAAGAUUUUGGUACAUGGUUCAAGAGCCAUACAGCUUGCUCUUUUUCCUAUCGGGAUUUUGUCCGAAGAAGCGCAAGAAGCACGAAACAAGGACUACAUAAGAUUUAGGCGACAAAACACUCGUAAAACCUCAAGAAUAGACACCAAUACUGAUAUUUUACAUAUGUUUUUAAUUUCCUCUGACCCUCUCAUUACUUCUAAAAGUACACAAAAUAUAAAGAAGAAAAAUAAUGCAUUAUGUUCUGAAGCAAUGAAUUUAUUGAGUGAUAUUAUAGAAACUCAUACUACUAGAGAUUUAGAAUUAGAUUCGAAUGAUAGUACUAAAGUCUCGGAGUUUGAUUCAAGUGACUGUUCUAUAGACAUUGAUAGUGAUGAAAGUUGA